CGGUGGAGAUGUCUCUGGUAGCGUACGACAGCAGCGACGACAGUGAUCGCGAUGAAUCGCCGGGUUCGCCUGCUCGACCUGCGGCUAAGAUCGGCGGACUUUUCGCAGCUCUGCCCGCGCCGAAAAACGCGGAGAUCCGAUCGAGCGCAGAUCAGACAUCAGCUCCUCAACCUAAGAGGAUGACUUUGGAUCUGCCCAAACCCAAAAAACGCACAGAACCCGUUAAAAUCACCGUUCCUGAAAUAAAACCAGCAGAUUCUGACUCUGAUGAGGACGAGCCCGUCCGAAAGAAAUCAGCUCCU
Messenger RNA from Sinocyclocheilus rhinocerous, 302 nucleotides. Its product is annotated as proline-rich protein PRCC-like. The record is from RefSeq and is a predicted model, not a curated record. The annotation marks the transcript as partial. NCBI's taxonomy places the organism in Eukaryota, Metazoa, Chordata, Actinopteri, Cypriniformes, Cyprinidae. The transcript has 2 exons. Gene Ontology annotation, cellular component: nucleus.